Messenger RNA from Dovyalis caffra, 1545 nucleotides. Lineage: Eukaryota; Viridiplantae; Streptophyta; Magnoliopsida; Malpighiales; Salicaceae. The record is from the annotation of a GenBank genome assembly.
AUGGCAGAGCAAGGAGGCUUGGAAGGUAGCCAGCCAGUCGAUCUUUCCAAGCAUCCUUCUGGCAUUGUUCCCACGCUCCAGAACAUUGUUUCAACAGUGAAUUUGGAUUGCAAACUGGAUCUUAAACAAAUUGCCCUGCAAGCCCGUAAUGCAGAAUACAACCCCAAGCGUUUUGCUGCUGUCAUCAUGCGGAUUAGAGAACCAAAAACUACAGCAUUGAUUUUUGCCUCUGGCAAGAUGGUGUGCACAGGUGCCAAGAGUGAACAACAGUCUAAACUUGCUGCGAGAAAGUAUGCACGCAUAAUCCAAAAGCUUGGGUUUCCUGCCAAAUUUAAGGACUUCAAGAUUCAAAAUAUUGUUGGAUCCUGUGAUGUGAAGUUCCCCAUCAGACUUGAAGGACUUGCAUACUCCCAUGGUGCUUUCUCAAGUUAUGAACCCGAGCUUUUCCCAGGCCUGAUAUAUCGCAUGAAACAACCAAAGAUUGUGCUCCUUAUUUUUGUCUCAGGAAAAAUUGUGAUCACUGGAGCCAAGGUGAGAGAUGAGACAUACACAGCCUUUGAGAACAUAUACCCUGUCCUAACAGAGUUCAGGAAAGUCCAGCAAUGUAAUGAGAUAUCUCUGUCUGGUAAAAUGGCGAUCUCCUGGACAAACUCUGCAAUGGUUAUUGGUUUAGAGAGGUGUUUAAGGGCAUCACGGAUGUUUAUGGCUAUGGCUCAAUUCACAGCACAAGGUCGGUUGGAGUUGCUGUUUAACAAUGACGGGGCUUACUCUAAGCUUCUUGGUAAUGAUUUUCUUGGUGGAUUGAGAUCAUUUCAGGCCCAGAAGAGAAAAAUCAGGUUUCUUGUUGCUAGUAGUUCAAAGUUAUAUGCUGCUGCUUCUUUGAGCAAGAAAUCCAAGCAUUUUUAUACACAGGCAAGUCAAAGUGUUAGUAAGGUUAAUGAUGAGAGUGAUGAAGAUCAUGAGAGAGAGAGGGAUGAGUUGGCUUGCUUUAGAGGCCUUGUCUUGGAUAUCUCUUACAGGCCAGUCAACGUUGUGUGCUGGAGGCGUGCUAUAUGUUUGGAAUUCAUGGAGAAGGCUGAUGUGCUAGAAUAUUAUGAUCAGACUGUAAAUUCCCCAAGUGGAUCCUUUUACAUUCCAGCUGUACUAAGGGUUCCACAUCUAUUGCAGGUCGUUAAGAGAAGAAGAAUCAAAAGCAACCUUAGUCGCAAGAAUAUACUUUAUCGGGACCACUACACUUGUCAGUAUUGUUCUUCUCGUGAGAAUUUGACCAUUGAUCAUGUUCUGCCAACUGCACGAGGAGGUGAAUGGAAAUGGGAAAAUCUGGUUGCUGCUUGUGCCAAAUGCAACUCAAAGAAGGGUCAAAACACUCCAGAGGAAGCAAACAUGAAGCUGAGUAAGAUCCCCAAGGCCCCAAAAGAUUAUGACAUACUUGCAAUACCCCUAACAAGUGGAGCAAUAAGGAUGCUGAGGAUGAGAAAGGGGAUGCCUGAAGAGUGGCAACAAUAUCUAGCAAGGCCAUCCUCAGAGCCACGGCAUAAAUUCUAG